AUGAUAAUAAGGAAUACAGGGAUAUCAGUAAUAAAGCAUGGAUUGAAGUUGAAUUCCAUUCGGGGAAUUUCGAAUUCGGGAGCUGGGCAAUUGGCUCGUUACAAUAAGACUCGUAGAACUCAAGAAAUAUCAGCCGAAGAGGUUCGGAAAUUUCAAGAGCAGCAACGAAACCAGGCGAAUAAAGAUGACUUUUAUUACGAAACCAAACCAUCAAGCGACUUCCAACAAUAUCGUGACGAGCCAUCAGCAAACCAUACAGUGUUUUCUGUUCCACCGAAUAAGAAUGGAUUGAUUACUCCUGAAGAUGGAAUUUAUGAAAUAUUGAAGGAGCCAACAUUAGUCAUUGAGAGACAGGUCGAAAUGAUGAAUGUCUUUUUGGGCUUCGAGCAGGCGAAUAAAUAUAAGAUUAUGAAUUCCUUGGGUGAACAAGUAGGGUUUAUGGAAGAAAAAGAUAUAGGAUUCAUGAAAAUGUUGGGGAGACAGUUUUUCAGAUUGCAUAGACCAUUUGAUAUUGAUGUAUUUAAUAAUUACGGAGAUUUAUUAUUGACGAUUAAAAGGCCGUUUUCGUUUAUAAAUUCUCAUAUAAAAUGUUACUUACCUGGUUACGAUGACCAUGGCGAUUUGAUGUUUGAGAAUUUAGGAGAAUCAUGUCAAAACUGGCACUUAUGGAGACGGAAAUAUAACUUAUUCAAAUUAGAGGACGAGGUAACUGAUGAAUACGAACAAUUUGGUGCAAUAGAUGCCCCAUUUUUAUCGUUUGAUUUUCCAGUCAAAAACGACCAAGGAGACGUCAUUGCUUCGGUGGAUAGAAAUUGGGUGGGCUUAGGAAGAGAAAUGUUUACCGAUUCAGGUGUAUAUAUAAUUAGAAUGGACCCUGCUAGUUUUUCUGGAAUGGGAAACAUUUACCCAUCGGUAGCUGGACCAUUAACAUUAGAUCAAAGGGCGAUAUUAUUGGGUAACGCUGUUAGUAUCGAUUUUGACUACUUUUCAAGACACAGUACUGGACCAGGUGGCGGAUUCCUUGCAUUCAGUGAUAUUGAUUAA
Molecule: messenger RNA, 1044 nt
Organism: Debaryomyces hansenii CBS767
Lineage: Eukaryota; Fungi; Ascomycota; Pichiomycetes; Serinales; Debaryomycetaceae
Exons: 1
Coding region: 1-1044 (347 amino acids)
Biological process (GO): plasma membrane phospholipid scrambling
Cellular component (GO): plasma membrane
Molecular function (GO): phospholipid scramblase activity
Source: RefSeq, a predicted model, not a curated record